This is a messenger RNA of Athene cunicularia (burrowing owl), 1683 nucleotides long. RefSeq names its product laminin subunit beta-1-like. The record is from RefSeq and is a predicted model, not a curated record. The transcript has 13 exons. Gene Ontology annotation, biological process: cell migration; basement membrane assembly; substrate adhesion-dependent cell spreading. Lineage: Eukaryota; Metazoa; Chordata; Aves; Strigiformes; Strigidae. Gene Ontology annotation, molecular function: integrin binding; extracellular matrix structural constituent. Gene Ontology annotation, cellular component: laminin trimer. The annotation marks the transcript as partial.
UGUGCCCGUGGCAGCUGCUACCCAGCCACCGGGAACCUGCUGGUGGGGCGAGCCCCCCGCCUGAGUGCCACCUCCACCUGCGGGCUGGACGGGCCCCAGGAGUACUGCAUCGUCAGCCACCUCCAGGACUCAGAGAAAUGUUUCACCUGUGACUCGCGGGACCCAUCCCUGCCCGAGAGCCACCGCAUCGAGAACGUCAUCUACCUGAGCGGCCCCCACGGCCAGCGGACCUGGUGGCAAUCGGAGAAUGGCAUGGAGCAUGUCAGCGUCCGCCUGGACCUGGAGGGCGAGUUCCACUUCACCCACCUCAUCAUGAAGUUUAAGACCUUCCGUCCCGCUGCCAUGCUGGUGGAGCGCUCGGCCGACUUUGGGCGCAGCUGGAAAGUUUACCGCUACUUCGCCUACAACUGCUCCAAGCUCUUCCCCGGUGUCCCCAGUCAGCCCUCGGGACUGGUGGACGAGGUGCUGUGUGACCAGCGCUACUCCGAGAUCGAGCCCUCCAGCCAUGGGGAGGUCAUCUUCAAGGUGCUGGAUCCCUCCAUCCCUGUGGCGGAUCCCUACAGCCCUGACAUCCAGGACCUGCUGCGUGUCACCAACCUGCGGGUGAACCUCACCAAGCUGCACACGCUGGGGGACAACCUGCUGGACACGCGGCGGGAGGUGCUGCACAAGUACUACUACGCCGUGGAUGAGCUGGUGCUGCGUGGGAGCUGCUUCUGCCACGGCCACGCUGCCCGCUGCGCCCCAGCACCUGGCGCCCCAACAUCCUCCGUCCCCGGCAUGAUCCACGGGCGCUGCGUCUGCGAGCACCACACGCAGGGGCUGAACUGCGAGCGCUGUGAGGAUUUCUACCACGACCUGCCCUGGCGCCCGGCCGAGGGCUCCAGCACCAACGCCUGCCGCCGCUGCGACUGCAACGAGCACUCGCGGCGGUGCCACUUCGACAUGGCCGUCUUCCUGGCCACGGGGAACGCCAGCGGGGCCGUGUGUGAUGGCUGCCAGCACAACACCAUGGGCCGCCGCUGCCACCUCUGCAAGCCCUUCUACUACAAGGACCCCAGCAAGGACCUGCGGGACCCCGCGGUGUGCCGAGCCUGUGACUGUGACCCCGAGGGCUCUCUGGACGGCGGGCUGUGUGAUGGUGCUGACGACCCUGCGCGGGGGCUGAUCGCGGGGCAGUGCCGCUGCAAGGAGCAUGUGGCCGGUCCCCGCUGCGACCGCUGCAAACCCGGCUUCUUCGGCCUCAGUGCCGCCAACCCGCAGGGCUGCCAGCGGUGCCAGUGUGACCCUCGUGGCACGGUGGGCGAGGGUGGCCAGUGCGACCCUGUCAGCGGCAAGUGCUUCUGCAAGCGACUGGUGACCGGGCGCAACUGUGACCAGUGCCUGCCCGAGCACUGGGGACUGAGCCACGACCUCCCCGGCUGUCGGCCCUGCGACUGCGACGUGGGAGGUGCCCGCAACAACCUGUGCGCUGUGGAGACGGGGCAGUGCCAGUGCCGCAGCCACGUGGUGGGACGACAGUGCAGCCAGGUGGAGCCUGGGUUCUACCGCAUCAACCUGGACCAUUACACCUACGAGGCUGAGGAUGCUCGGCUGCAUCAGGCCACUAGUUCCUUGCCAGAGAGUUUGACCACAGAGAGUCGCCAAGAUAGCUGGGCCAGGAAGAAAGCGUCGCACCCCUGA